This is a messenger RNA of Diabrotica balteata, 2371 nucleotides long. NCBI's taxonomy places the organism in Eukaryota, Metazoa, Arthropoda, Insecta, Coleoptera, Chrysomelidae. The record is from the annotation of a GenBank genome assembly.
UUUUAUAUGAAUGAUUCGUUUAGUAGUACAUAGAGAAAUCGUUUUUAGUUUUAUAAUCUUUUCUGUGUUGGAAUAUUGAACAAAUUCUAAUGAUUCGUAAAAUAACACUUCUGUUAAAAACCGUAUAUGUUGAAAGUUAACAAAUAACUAAUGCUUACAAUAAUGUCGACAUCAAGUCAAAAUAAUGGUAAAAAGAGUUCAGCCAGCUCUAUUGUUAACACCCCUUCCAGCACUCCAAUUACCAAUCUUGCAAAUGGUAGUAGUAUCCAAGGAACAGCACAUAGUUCACCUCCACCUAAUAACAAUGCUCCAAAGUAUGGUACCCUAGUGCCUAACAGAAUAUUCGUGGGAGGAAUAUCAGCUAACACAACAGAAGGAGAAUUAAUGCAACUUUUUAGCAACUAUGGUACUGUUAAAGCUGCUAAAAUUAUUCAGGACAGGGCUGGUGUAUCGAAAGGGUAUGGUUUCAUUACCUUUGAGAGUGAGGAUGAUGCUAAAAGGCCUCUUAGAGAAGCUGAAAACAUAGUGCUAAGAGAAAGAAAACUUAAUAUAGCACCUGCUAUUAAAAAACAGCCUUUUAGUCGAGCAUUUGAUGCAUCCAGUCCACCUGCUGUUGCUGCAAAUAGUGCCAGUCAAUUCUUUUUUCCUCCGGGUGCUGCCGUGCCAUAUUUUCAGAGUGGUGUUACAUAUUAUACUCAGCCAGCCCCUGCUGCACCUGGAGAUCAUACUGCUCAACAACCUGUUUAUCAACCUCCACCAAUGUAUCCCACACAAACUGGUCCUCCACAGGCAGCUACAUACCCUUCUAUGAUGUUUCCCGCUCAAACUAUAUAUAUGCCACAACAGUAUCCCAUGGCUAUUCCGUACGAGUACAACUUCUACCAGGGUAACGGCCCAUCGCUGCCAACUCAGUAUCUGGCCGGAGGCCAAAGUGGUCCGGGAAGCUCUCAUUGCACCUCAUUACCAUCAUCAAACAGUCCACCCAGACCCAAUUGUUAUGGCCAACAGGUACCUACCUAUAAUUCAGGAGAUCCCGUCUACUACAACUUACCAAUCUACGGAGCUACUUUGGAAGGUCCGCCAUUAUAUGCUGAUGCCUUCGAUCUAAGCGCUAGUGGAACUUAUGCGGAGGAAACCUACCGCAGCAUGAUUACAACUCUUACUGGAGAAAAUGUAGAAGCUUCUCUUGGAUCAUCGAUAACUUCAACUCAAGCAACUUCCGACAAUUUCACACAACAUCUGGAUCAAUCUCUCGUUGAGUCUGAUUCAAGUAUUGUGAACGUUGGAGGCAAACCACCACCACAUAAAUCCUCAGAGACAAUUGUUUCUGCUCCUUCCCAGCCCCAAGAGGAGAGAAACUCACAUACGCCUAUUGUUUCACUACUUUCCAUAGAUCAUCAACAAGAAAAAGACUAUUCAUCAAUGCAGAGCGGUCGUAGACGUAAAAUUCUUCUGGUUCAAAGCAAUCAAAAUAACGUGCCCAUGUAUCCUACAAACGGAUACAUCAACCAGUUCGUCGGAUAUAAUCCUCAACAACCACCCCCACCUUCAUUCGGUCAACCUCUCUUUAACACCGGCUACGGUUUUUCGGAAUAUCGUCGAUUUAACGGAUACCCAGAUCUAAGGUCAAAUACUAAUAGUAAUAAACCGAGGAGACGAAUAUACGAAAAUAGGCGGUCGAACGAUCAUUCUAGUCGUUCUAGUCUUCGCACAGACUCAAACUCAUCGGCAAGUUGUGUCGACGAAAAUAAAAAUGAAGAAAAAACCUUUCGAACUACUGUUAACACUCCUCCACCUGCCCCAUACUCACCUAUGACUAAUCAACAAUUCAAAUUUAUUAAUUACAGUAACACGAAAAACGUUUAUAAUUAUAAGUACGCUAAUAACAAUAAUUAUUAUAAUAGAACUGCUACACACCAUGACCGAUUUAAACAUACCGAACCUCUAGCGAAUAAAAAUAAUUACAGUUUCAUUUAUCCCUUAACAAAUAAUUUCCUAACUAAUAGCCAUACCCAAAGUAAUUCUGAUUCCCUUUCCUCCCAAAAUUCCCAGGUACAUGUGACGACUACGGGUCAGAGCUUCGUCCCGGUAACUAUCCAAGCUCAGACGAAACGCAACAAGCGUUCUUUGAGACGAAGCGGUGCCAGUGCCGGAGGCAUCAACGAAAUCGGUGCCGGUGACGCCCCUUUACCAGGCGAAGAAUGCGAGGACGUCUACAAGAAGCUGGAGACUCUUAAGUUGUAACGAAAAAGUGGUAUCUUUUCUUGUAUAUUUUUUUCUAUUUAUUUAAGACUGUACAAUAAUGUAACAUACUAGAAAUUUAAUGUAAACUAAAGAGGAAAAAUAUAUAAUACAUAUUUAUUGAAGAUAA